This is a messenger RNA of Arabidopsis lyrata subsp. lyrata, 1947 nucleotides long. Its product is annotated as ankyrin repeat-containing protein BDA1-like. NCBI's taxonomy places the organism in Eukaryota, Viridiplantae, Streptophyta, Magnoliopsida, Brassicales, Brassicaceae. The coding region runs from base 302 to 1402 and encodes 366 amino acids. Gene Ontology annotation, molecular function: protein binding. The transcript has 2 exons. The record is from RefSeq and is a predicted model, not a curated record.
CACCCGUUAAUGGACAUUACAAAAUUAGUAAACGUGGUGAGGUUUGAAUUGUGGGUUUAAAUCCACCAACAAUUAUAUUAUAGUAUGAAGUAAAGCUCAAUGCUGAUUUUGUCACGUUAUGAUAUAUCUCUAAAAGAAUCAAGGUCAUUCAUAUGCAACGAGUUGACGGAGACUUGGUCUUUUGUACUUAAGUUAGUGUUUGGCCCAAACAUCUUUUUAAACUCACUAAAUCCAUCUAUUUGCCAUGUUACUUCAAGAAAAAGAUAUAUGAAAAAAGAAUAGUUUGGACUUGGGACAAUCAAUGUCCUUCAUAAUCAUAUGCGAGGAGUUGCCAGAGACUUUGUGUUUGUACUUAACCAGGAGUUGUAGGAGCUGCCUGGAUAAGUAUUGUGGCUGCAGAAAAGGUUGUCAAUAUCGAGUAUCGGAUAUGGCAGCUCCAUCUGUUGAUAUCUAUGAGAGAAUUAAGGAGGCGGCUCAAGUUGGGGAUAUUGACAGACUCUACGAGUUGAUUGAAGAAGAACCAAAGAUUCUAGGAUACUUUGAUGAACUGCCUUUUUGUGAGACGCCACUUCACAUUGCAGCUGAAAGGGGACAAACUCAUUUCGCCAUGGAAUUGAUGACCCUUAAGCCGUCGCUUGCGUUGAAGCUAAACCCGUCAGGUUUCAGCCCAAUGCACUUAGCCCUGAAAAACGACCAUUUUCGAACUGUGAGAGGGUUUGUGGCAAUUGACAGCAGCUUAGUCAGCAUCAAGGGAAGAGGAAGGAUCACCCCUUUGCAUUAUGUGGUUCAAAUAGGUCAUCCAGAGUUGUUGACCGAGUUCUUGUUUGUAGAAGAUCUAACUAUAAAUUGCGAGACAGCUGUGCAUAUAGCCGUCAGGAACCACCAGCUGUUGGCAUUUAAGGUUCUAUGGGGAUGGGUUCAGAGAGCACACAAAGAAGAAAUCUUGAACUGGAAGGAUGAAGAUGGUAACACAGUCUUCCAUAUUGCUGCGUUGACAAAUCAACCAGAGGUCAUAAAGCUACUACGUAGAACUGUGAAAGUAAAAGCCAAAAACUUGGCUGGUAAGACCGCAAUGGACAUACUUCAGACUCACCAAUCUCCUUGUUUCCCUAAAGUAAGCAGACUUCUCCGAAAUGCUAAACAUAAAUUACUUUUUGGACCCACGAUGAAUCUUGUGGGAUUCUUGCGCGAAAGGCCAUCGCUAAUUGAGAAGCAGAACAAGCUCUUAGGGCUGAACCAUUUGUUCCAGACUAGCCACAGAUCUUUAAAUAGUAAUGACAGUCGCAGUGCAAUACUUUUGGUGGCUAUACUGAUAGUAACAGCCACCUACCAAGCUGGUCUUAGUCCUCCUGGUGGAUAUUGGCAGGAAAAUUCCUCAGAUUCAACAUUCAACCCAAGAUAAUGAUCACGCAGCUGGGAAGAUGACCAUGUCUCAUCUCUCUAUGAGAUCAUGAUCCUCAUAAUUGGACUGCCUAUGUGGAUGGUUCUUUAUGGUUCAACAGCAGCUAUAGGGAUGGCUAAUUUUGCAUCAUUCAUCGAAACAUUCCCAAGUCCAAAUAGCCGAUUUGGGGAGGUCGCAGCGUCCCUUUUGCCCUUUGCAUACCCGGUGAUAACAGGAUUCAUAUUAUUUCCUCCUAUCUUGGCAUUCUUUUGUAAUAAACGUCGCCGGAACCAACCGAGUGGACUUUCCAGCGAGGUACUUUACCUCAUCUCAGGAGCUAUCGUAAUGAAGCCUGAAGCGUUCAAGUUCAAGAGUGUUUUAAUAAUUUCUUCUCUGGAAUUAGCUCUUCUUCCAGAAUUUCCCUCAACUUUAGUGUCUGGUUUGUUUUUUUCACCUUAUGUAGAAUGAGUUAUGUCCCUUUGUUAAGUUUUUAACUCUUUACAAGUUUACUACUAAGGUAUCAUCCAUAGACUGUGAAAGUUGUUUAUAUGAAACUAAGUUCUGUA